This is a messenger RNA of Solanum tuberosum (potato), 3490 nucleotides long. RefSeq names its product probable splicing factor 3A subunit 1. Gene Ontology annotation, molecular function: RNA binding; protein binding. Lineage: Eukaryota; Viridiplantae; Streptophyta; Magnoliopsida; Solanales; Solanaceae. The record is from RefSeq and is a predicted model, not a curated record. The transcript is spliced from 5 exons. Gene Ontology annotation, cellular component: U2-type prespliceosome; catalytic step 2 spliceosome; U2 snRNP. The coding region runs from base 170 to 2578 and encodes 802 amino acids. Gene Ontology annotation, biological process: regulation of alternative mRNA splicing, via spliceosome; mRNA cis splicing, via spliceosome.
CUUUAGAAUCUCAAGCUCCCGCUUCUCUUCGUUUCUCUGCAAAAAUCUCUCGUCGACGGUAAUUAUCCAAUCGGACAGAAAUUUCCGGCCGUUUUUGAACAGAGAGGGAUUUGGUUGGGUACUCCAUUUAUUGAUUUUUCAUUACCAGCUUGUUUAAUCAGGAAUAGAAAUGUUAGGCAUUACACCAAUAUUGCCCCUUCCGGCACCCCCGUUGGAUGGGAAUCUGGGACCAACACCUCUAGCUCAGGUGGUAGAGGAACCAAAUGAUGUUAAGAUGGAAGAGAAUGAAGAGGAAAACAAUAAGGACAAGGUUCCAACAUCUGUUGCAACACAUACGAGAACUAUUGGUAUUAUUUAUCCCCCUCCAGAUAUUAGGAGUAUUGUUGACAAGACUUCGCAGUUUGUGGCAAAGAAUGGUCCGGAAUUUGAGAAGAGGAUUGUUCUAAAUAACGCUGGCAAUGCAAAAUUCAACUUCCUGAAUGCUUCUGAUCCUUACCAUGCCUAUUAUCAGCACCGUUUGGCUGAAGCUCGCGCACAUAAUCAGGGUUCUGGAGAGCAGCCAGAAGACAAAGAAGGAACCCCUGCUCCUUCUACCGCUGAUGGUGCUGAGGCAACUGCAAAACCUGACCCGUCAGCUCAAUUUAGACCUGUCAGAAAGGUUCUUGAGCCACCUGAGGCAGAGCAAUAUACUGUUCGACUCCCUGAAGGGAUCACAGGUGAAGAAAUGGAUAUCAUAAAGCUUACAUCACAAUUUGUGGCCAGAAAUGGGAAGUCUUUCUUAACAGGGUUGACAAGCAGAGAGAUGAAUAAUCCCCAAUUUCAUUUUCUAAAGCCUACUCACAGCAUGUUCAUGUUUUUCACUUCACUUGCGGAUGCGUAUUCAAAAGUUCUGAUGCCUCCUAAAGGCUUGACGAAUAAGCUGCAGAAGAGUGCUGCUGACAUGACAACAGUCCUAGAGCGUUGUCUGCAUCGGUUGGAAUGGGAAAGAUCACAGGAGCAGGCUAGACAGAAAGCUGAAGAUGAGAUAGAACAGGAGAGGGUGCAGAUGGCUAUGAUUGAUUGGCAUGAUUUUGUUGUUGUUGAGACGAUAGAUUUUGCUGAUGAUGAGGAUCAGGAUUUACCUCCACCUAUGACCCUUGAGGAGGUUAUAAGGAGGAGCAAGAUGCCUACAUUGGAGGAAGAGGAAUAUGUUGAGCCUGGAAAGGAGGUGGAAAUGGAGAUGGAUGAAGAAGAGGUGCAGCUAGUUGAAGAAGGUAUGCGAGCUGCGACUCUUGAAGGGAAUGGUGGUGUCAAGAGUGCUGAAACAAUGGCAAUUUCCGAAGAAAAUGAUCCACCAAUGCGGAUUGUGAAGAACUGGAAGAGGCCUGAAGAGAGAAUCCCGGCAGAAAGGGACCCAACUAAGUAUGUUGUCUCUCCUAUAACUGGUGAGUUAAUACCUAUUAGUGAGAUGUCUGAACAUAUGAGGAUCUCUCUCAUUGAUCCGAAGUACAAGGAACAGAAGGACAGGAUGUUUGCGAAGAUUAAGGAAACGACUCUUGCGCAAGAUGAUGAGAUCUCUAGGAACAUUGUUGGGCUUGCACGAACUCGUCCAGAUAUAUUUGGUACUACAGAAGAAGAAGUUUCAAAUGCGGUCAAGGCUGAGAUUGAGAAAAAAAUAGAAGAGCCGAAGCAGGUCAUAUGGGAUGGUCACACAGGUAGCAUUGGCCGCACUGCAAGCCAGGCAAUGUCUCAGAACAAUGCAGAGGAUCAGAAUGAUGCUGCAAAUGAUGUAAGAAACCUUCCUGGUCCACAGGCUCCUCCACCUCCCAGACCCGGUCUUCCUUCUGUUAGGCCACUACCUCCACCUCCUGGGCUUGCGCUGAAUAUUCCUAGGCCUCCUAAUACAUUCCAGUAUUCCACACCAACCAUUGCUGGUGCUGCUCCGCCUCCACCUCAACCUCCUAUGGUUAACAUGAUUCCUCAGGUUCGGCCCCCACCUCCUCCCAUGCUACAACUACAAGGUCAGCAAAACCUCAUGGUCAAUCGUCCCCCAAUGCCUCCAUCAAUGGCUAUGAGUUCGCAUACCCUUCCUAUUCCACCACCUCCUGGAUCACAGUUUACACCUAUGGGAGCACCUCGGCCCUUUGUUCCCCACCCGAUGUCCCAGCCCGGAAUGUCUAUGGUCCCGCCUCCUCCUAUGCCCCAAGGAAUGCCGCCACCUCCUCCACCAGAAGAAGCUCCUCCUCUCCCUGAAGAGCCGGAGCCGAAGAGGCAAAAGCUUGAUGAGUCUGUUCUCAUUCCUGAAGACCAGUUUUUGGCUCAGCAUUCGGGACCUGCAAGGAUCAAUGUAUCUGUGCCGAAUACCGAUGAAGGGAAUCUCAAAGGACAAGUUCUGGAAAUCACUGUGCUAUCUCUGUCUGAAACCAUUGCCAGUCUGAAAGAGAAGAUAUCUGGGGAGAUCCAGCUUCCUGCGAACAAACAAAAGCUGAGUGGAAAGGCUGGUUUUCUCAAGGACAACUUGUCUCUUGCAUACUAUAAUGUUGCUUCUGGAGAAACAUUCAGUCUCUCUCUGAGAGAACGUGGUGGGAGAAAGAGAUGAAUGAGGAGUUAUUUGACAUGGCUUUCAAAGGUUUAUUUUGCAACUAUUCGGCAUCCUAAUCCUUGUUAUGAAUUUAAAGAAUUCUCCAUUCUUCUUUCAUGUUAUUUUGGAGAUUAUAUUGGUCUUGUACUUCUAGAUUUUCUUUCUGCAAUUUAAUCAACUUUAUCUUUCAAGCUGAUGGUUGUGGGUAUCUACUACAGAUUUUGGCAUGUUGGUGAUUAUCCAUGACGACAACAGGAAGUACUAGUUCUAUUCCUAUAAGAUGCAACGACUGUGGGUUAUGUUUAUGUUACUAAUUUGUGCGUCUUAACAUGUGCAGUUGCUCCACCCUCUAACUAGAGCUCAGUUGUUAUUUUGUUGUAUCUUUUGAGUCCAAGGCCAUUUUGGGAUUAGAACUUUUCUGAUGUCUUCUUGGCAAACAUUCCUUACAAUUUUAGAGGCUUUCCUUGGCAAUUAAUAUUUCAAACUCUUCUGUGGAUUUAGGACCUAUUUCUGUAGAAGAUGUGUGUGUCGUGAUUUGGAGAUGCUUGUCCCAAGCACGCCUGCCUCUUAUGUGCUUUACCCCUGUUAGAGGCUGUGAUGUAUGAUGUAUUGGUCAGUUGUGUUGUGAGGUUCUAUCUUGGUAGUAAAAGCAGUUUGUCCGGGCUUUUGGAGGAGGUUGCAGAUUGAUGAUUAUGUUCUGGCAGAUAAUUAAUGUGCCGCCAGUAGUUUUAAUUUGUUAAUGAUUCUUAAGGGAAUCGGUUUGGUAGCUUAUAUAUGCUUGUGCUUUUGUCCUGUUUGUAGCUUGAUCCACCCCAUUUUUAUGGGGUCCAAUUAUCUUAACUGCACUUUCAACUGAUGAUGACAGUACUAGUGACAUUUUACAGCUAGGAAUGUGAUCGACAUACUUUAAAGAAGCUGCUUUCUAUGGGA